Molecule: messenger RNA, 779 nt
Organism: Engraulis encrasicolus (European anchovy)
Lineage: Eukaryota; Metazoa; Chordata; Actinopteri; Clupeiformes; Engraulidae
Exons: 7
Coding region: 93-764 (223 amino acids)
Source: RefSeq, a predicted model, not a curated record
CAGAACUCAUGUUUGCUGUGUGUGAGAGAGCACAUGGGAGUACAUAGGAGCCAUACAACAUAGAAGAAAAUAGAGACCGAAAAAACGUAACUAUGUCAAAGAGUCGAGCAGACUUCUUCAGCGCCGCAGAACAGAGAAUACUACUGAAAGUCUACCAGGAUUACAGAGCAGUAAUAACACAAAAAGGCAACACACUUGCGAUCACCAGGGCAAGAGACAUGGCGUGGCAGGAGAUUGCGGACCGCCUGAAUGCGAGUGGUGUUAAUACUGUCAAAAGGACUGCUUUGCAAGUAAAGACGAAGCACAAAAACAUUAUACAGAGUGCUAUCAAAAAGAGGGCAGAAGCUCAGAAGGCCUCGGGAGUUGAGAGUCGCCCCCCUCUCUCUCCGCCAGAGGACGUGGCCUUGGCACUGUCCCUACACCGUGGUCGACCCAUGGUGGACGGGAUCAUAGGAGGAACCUCAUCAGAGAUACUGCCAUCAAGCUGCCGUGAAAAGUACAUUCAAGUUACUGAAGAUGGUAGUAUGCAGUUGCUGGACCCACCUCAGCAGUCCUCAAACAGCGCUUCGCCCAACUCAUAUAAAACUGGAAAAUGGAGAUUUGAUGAGGAGAUGUUGUCUGGUGACGGUAUCCCAGAGGAUGAAGAUGUGAGCUCCGUAUACAAAAGACACCUGCUCCUGAAAAUGGAGUAUCACAAAUUAAAAAUGAGGAAAGUACAGCUGGAGAUCAAGAAACUACAGAAAGAGCUUGGUGAAGAUGAAUAAAGCAAUUGAAACCAA